AUCAGCAGCAGUGGGGCUGCAUUCCUUUUACCUGCAGAUGGGACAUUGCAUGGCCUCUCCCAGCCCUGCCCUGCUUUGCAUCUCUGUGUGUUUCCAGGAAGGCUGUGUGGAGCAGUGUGUUGCAGUGCAGGUGAACAAUGAGCACUGCUCCCCUAGUUGAAGAUGUUAUCUAGCAGGACACUGUCCAGCUGCUCAGAUAAGAGCUGCCUUUGCUAAAUCCUUGCUUCUUUUCCCAAUCCCCUGCUUUGUUUAGUAGCAGAGCCACAACUGCUGCCCUCUGGCUCCAGCACUCAAUGCCAAGCAGUGCUGUGCCAACCAGCUUUUGUCUGAAGAUGUUGAGGCACGUCAGGUUGGUAUUUCUUGGCAAUCAAAUGUCGCCUCCUUUCAUCUGCAAAAUACCCAGGCCAAGAAGUCCUGAAUGUUAUUGAGCUGUCUCAGCACAAAGCACGUUAGUGUGGAACGUUGAGUACCCUACUGCCUUGCAAAGAGCUUUUUACAAAGGAGAAAGGAACUUGUGCAGGAAUGAAGGGUGUCCAAACCAAAAACCACCUUAACCCUCCAAGUAAUGCCAGGGCAUCCUCAAAUAGUGCUUGGGAAAGCGGGUCCACCAGUCUGCACCUACUGGGAUGGGAUAUCAUACUGGGAUGGGAUAUACUGCAUGGGAUAUCGUAGCAAUAACAAUAGAUCCCAUACACCAGCACUGAGAAUGGUGCAAUAUCAGCACUGCGUCUCUGUACAGUGCUCUGCAAUCCACCUCCUAACGCAGUACUGCUCCAUUUUGCAGUCAUGGGCAAUGCUAAGUGGUGUGAUUGUCCGAAUUUGUCAGUAUUGUAGUUCAUCCUUUGUGACCCUGAUGCAACCAUGGAAACAGAACUAUCAGAGUGAGCCUGCGCUAUGCUGACAGCCCAUGCCUGAUGCCUGUGAUCUCGUUAUCCAGUUGGUCGUUGUGGGUCAGACAAAUCGAGUAGGGAAUCAAAAUCAAUUCUGCACAUGAAGUGCAUGUUGCUGAUGAGUAGGAAUGAAAAGGCCUUGGGAGGAUGUUUCCCUGAUCAAAGGAACUUCAGGGAGUUUGACCUAAGAAUACCCAAUUUAGUAGUUAGAUAAAGGAUAAGGUUAUUUUACAGCAAAACGAACUAUGGUAAAAGUGAAUGGUGUGACAUCUUGACCUGAAAGAAAGCAGUGCUCUGUCCUGGCACUGCUAAAUGCUGAGUAUUGGUGUGACAGCCCAUGUAAAGAGUUAUAGCUGCAAAGUACCUGCACUAAAGCACAGAACAGCACAUCACUACCAUGGAGCUGUCAGGGGAUACUUCUAAUGCUUCCUCUAACACCAAACAGAGCUUCAGCAUCUUUGCAUAGGUUGGGAUCCAUCUGUGGACUGCAUGGAUGGAUGAAGAUCCCUCAGUGGCAGCAGGAUGAUGCCCCAGUGUUGCUAACUGGAGAGCACUGGUGGCACAGCCGGAGCAAUCGAGUGCUUCUCUCACUGCCACCCAGCUGUGAAAUCGGACGUGACCUAUCGACUGAUCCUCAGACCGAAAUGAAAAGGUAUCGAUGGGAUCUUUGGAGCUGCUGUAGAGGAAGCGCAUUCAUCCUAUGCAGGACACUUGUGUUGGUGAUGCACUUUAGCAGGGCACUGAUCAGAGAAACCUAAAGGAGCGUUUAGUGCCAUGUCUCAGCCUCAUGCUGGGCUGCUAUGGACCCAGCCAGCCCUUCCACAUCUCUGCUUAUGCUGGGAAGUUCCAACACAGCAGAUGUGCCUCUGUCCUUUUGGGGGUGCAGCAAAGGUGAAAGGAAACAUAACUGGAAGGAAGCUCAAGCAAUGGAUUUUUCAUUUCUAGCUUUUCUUUAAAUAUGUCCCCCCCGCAUCCCCCUAAAUAUUAAUUUGCUCACAGUUGGACUGUGCUCGGAGCUGCAGCAGACGGACCAACACAUUGAUUUUCUCCUCCCUCCAUCCCCAGCAAAUAUAAAUUCAAGUGUGCAGAGCCUGCACUCCACCAAUUGCUCCGGUGGGGACAUCAACAGUUCAACACACGGAUGGAAGAUGUCAGGGCUUGUCAGUGGACACCAUAGAGCUUAAUGUUACACAUUUUCUGUAAAGAAAGUGUUAAGAUGGCACAAUAACCAUGGGAGACUGGAAUUUCCUUGGAGGCAUUCUGGAGGAGGUUCACAUUCACUCCACUAUUAUUGGCAAGAUUUGGCUAACCAUCCUCUUCGUGUUCCGAAUGCUUGUCCUUGGAGUGGCCACUGAGGACGUCUGGAAUGAUGAACAGUCAGAAUUUAUCUGCAACACAGAGCAACCUGGCUGCAGCAAUAUAUGCUAUGAUGAGGCCUUCCCCAUCUCUCUCAUAAGAUACUGGGUCUUGCAAGUUAUCUUUGUGUCUUCUCCUUCUUUGGUGUAUAUGGGUCAUGCCUUAUACAGACUAAGAGCCUUAGAGAAAGAGAGACAGAAGAAGAAAGUUCAGGUGAGAGUGGAACUUGAAAGCACUGAAUUAGAAAUGACAGAAUACAGGAGAAGGCUGGAGAGGGAACUCCGGCAGCUGGACCAAAGGAAGCUGAACAAAGCACCCCUACGAGGUUCAUUGCUCUGCACUUACGUGAUACAUAUUUUCACCAGGUCUGCAGUGGAAGUUGGUUUCAUGAUUGGGCAGUAUCUGCUUUACGGGUUUCGCCUGGAUCCCCUUUAUAAAUGUCACAGAGAUCCAUGUCCAAAUGUAGUCGACUGCUUUGUAUCACGACCAACUGAAAAGACAGUAUUCAUCCUAUUCAUGCAGUCAAUAGCGACCGUAUCAUUGCUUUUAAAUGUCUUGGAGAUUAUCCACCUUGGAUUCCGUAAGAUUAAAAUAGGUCUGUGUGGGCAGGAGGAAAACAAGGAUGAUCGUGGGAAUUUCUAUACAAACAAAUGCAAGAAAUACUCAGUGAUACCCCGCUCUUCUCUGGGAAUAUCUGCAACUCCUCCAAAAACUCUCCCUUCUGUACUUGGUGGUUAUGCCUUUUUAAUGGAGAAGCAAACAGACACUGCCAUCUACCCAGCCUUAAACUCUGCUCCCAUCUUCCAGCCCAUUCAAAACAACCACGCAGAAAACAGAGGCAAUUACACCCAGCACAACCAGGAAAACAAACUGCCCAAGAAAAGGCCAGCUACGAAUGCUUUAGCUGGUCAGACUCCGAAUGCCAGCACAGAGUGCAGGGAAGGUUUGCUGGGCAGACCUGCGACUGAAAGGAGGAACUCGCAGAAAGAAGCUGAUCAGAAACACCUCCUUGCUGGUACUCAGAAUGCAGAUACAGCUUCGAGAAGCUUUGCUGAGAUGCUGUCGCAGCCUCCCCUGCAGCCUUUUCCUGUUGCCAGCCUCAGAAGACAGCACGGAAUCAUCUCCUCCUGGAACUGCUGCACAGCAGCUGAGAGUGUUGGAUCCUCCACAAACUCCCUUACAAAGAGCAGCAGCAGGAGACGGAGCAGCCUCAGUGCAAGCCAACUGCCCCCCAAAGCUGACACCCGGCACCCCAGCCGCCCCAACACCCCUGAUUCAGCAGGGGAGGCCAGCACUGGCUCCAAGCAGAGCAGGGGCUGUGGCAGCCCCCAACCACUGCCCUUAUCAGGGCGGCUGUCGCUGUCAAGCAGUGCAAGCAGCCGGAGAGCCCCCACCGACCUGCAGAUAUAGCAUGGCUGCCCAAGCACUGUGCUUGGGUAACUGCUGGGCUUUGUGAUAAGAGCAGCCCAGGAGCAGCUUCCUCAUUCAGCUUUAACCAGUUCUUCCGCAGAGGUUAAGAUAGAAGCUCAGCCCUUUGCUUUUAGCUCAGUAACUUCUUGCUUCGCUGGCGAUGGAGGGAUGGCUUCAACCUCUGUGCCAAUCUUCUGCAUUAACCUUCCAGCUAAGGAGAACAUAUACAUCAUAUACACCAUAUACAUAAUAUACACCAUAUACAUAAUAUACACCAUACACAACAUAUACAUCAUAUACACCAUAUA
Messenger RNA from Coturnix japonica (Japanese quail), 3964 nucleotides. It is a transcript of the gene GJA9, whose product is annotated as gap junction protein alpha 9. Gene Ontology annotation, cellular component: connexin complex. The record is from RefSeq and is a predicted model, not a curated record. NCBI's taxonomy places the organism in Eukaryota, Metazoa, Chordata, Aves, Galliformes, Phasianidae. Gene Ontology annotation, biological process: cell-cell signaling. Gene Ontology annotation, molecular function: gap junction channel activity.